AUGAAAAGUUAAUACUAAAACAUUGUUAAUACUCCUAGAUAGCAGCCGUAAAAAUAUUAAAGAUCAUUCUCACAAAUUUUCGUUAAUGAGGAGAAUACCUUCUAAUAAAAAGGACUGGGACUAUUAGUUGCUGCAACAAUAUCAGCCACUUAUUUCUUAGCAAUGCCUUAUAUUGGUAAAGAAUACAUCUGGCCUCGAUUCUUAGAGUUAGAUGACUAUUUGCAGUGGCCUAAAUGGAAGAUGUAUUUUGUGAUCUCAAUGAUUUUUACUCUCACUUUUAUUCCAUUUGCUAACUUUGUCUACUACUUGAUCUAUCAUUUUGAGCUACCUUUCUUUGAAUAAUAUAAGGUAACAGCUACACCUUGGCCUUGGCAAGAAAACAAAGAAGAAUGGAAUAAACUUUUAACUAAAGCUUUCAAGCUCUACUUUUUCAACUAUUACAUUGUUGUUCCUAUUGGAUAUUUUUACGAUGUUUAUGAUUCCGGAUUUGAUCCAAAGUUUAGAUUCGAUCUUGAAUCUUUCCCAACUACUACAGAGAUAUUCAGCUAGGUAUGUAUAAUGAUGCUUGUUGAGGAUUUCAGCUUCUACUUUAUUCACUGGUUUAUGCAUAAUAGAUAUAUCUAUCCAUAUGUUCACAAAAGACAUCAUGAAUUUAGAGUAAAUGUCGCUUGCUGCUUCAAUUACUUCCACCCUAUAGACCUCUUUUUAGAAGGAAUGUUACCCACUGCUAUUGGUCAUGCUAUCCUUGGUAAGAGAAUGCAUUACUAUACAUAUUUUUGCUGGUAUAUAUUCAGAGUUCUAGAAUCAAUGGAUGGCCAUUCCGGUUACGAAUUUCCAUGGAGCCCAUUCAGACUCAUUCCAUUCUCAGGAUCGUCAACUUAUCAUGAUUUUCACCACUCAAAUAAUAUUGGUAACUUCUGUUCCUUCUUCACAUUCUGGGAUACUGUCUUUGGAACAAAUUCAACUUUUUAUGCCUAUUAAGAUAGGUUAAAGAAGGAAAAAGCUUUAUAGGAAAACAAGACACCCGGGGGAGGUCAUAGUAUUUAAUAAUAAACAGGAGACGUCAAAAGCAGCAAAAUAGAUUGA
Molecule: messenger RNA, 1086 nt
Organism: Stylonychia lemnae
Lineage: Eukaryota; Ciliophora; Spirotrichea; Sporadotrichida; Oxytrichidae
Source: the annotation of a GenBank genome assembly